ACAUCUGCAGCGUGUUCCGAGCCCAGGGCGCCUCCUCGGAGAACACUUGAACGCGCUCCCGCCGGGGGAGUCGAGGGGCAGAGUCGGGGGCUGGCGGAAGGCGGAGGCAAGAGGAGGGGCCGGCUGGUCACGAGAGGCUGGGGCGGGCCGGUGGCGCUCGGCGGCGGCGGGAGGGAGGGAGAAAGCGAGGGGCGAGCCUUGGGGAGCAGCAUGGAGUCCUCCGCCGACAGGUUGGCCACCGCCGCCGCCCGGGGUCGGGCCGAGGAGGUGCGGGCGCUGCUCGAGGCGGGGGCGCCACCCAACGCGCUCAACCUUCACGGUCGGAGCCCGAUUCAGGUCAUGAUGAUGGGCAGCGCCCGCGUGGCCGAGCUGCUGCUGCUCCACGGCGCGGACCCCAACCGCGCGGACCCCGCCACCCUCACCCGACCCGUGCACGACGCGGCCCGGGAGGGCUUCCUGGACACGCUGGUGGCGCUGCACCGAGCCGGGGCGCGGCUGGACGUGCGCGACGCCUGGAGCCGCCUGCCCGUGGACCUGGCUGAGGAGCGGGGCCACCGCGACGUCGCCCGGUACCUGCGCGCGGCCACAGGGGGCACCGAAGGCGGCAGCCAGGCCCGUACCAACGCCGCGGAAGGUACCGGAGGUGAGGUGGCCGUUCUAAGAAUUUGA
Molecule: messenger RNA, 669 nt
Organism: Ceratotherium simum simum (southern white rhinoceros)
Lineage: Eukaryota; Metazoa; Chordata; Mammalia; Perissodactyla; Rhinocerotidae
Product: cyclin-dependent kinase inhibitor 2A
Biological process (GO): negative regulation of cell population proliferation; regulation of G1/S transition of mitotic cell cycle; regulation of cyclin-dependent protein serine/threonine kinase activity
Cellular component (GO): cytoplasm; nucleus
Molecular function (GO): cyclin-dependent protein serine/threonine kinase inhibitor activity; protein kinase binding
Source: RefSeq, a predicted model, not a curated record